Messenger RNA from Paramisgurnus dabryanus, 3305 nucleotides. RefSeq names its product KISS1 receptor a (gene kiss1ra). Gene Ontology annotation, biological process: G protein-coupled receptor signaling pathway. NCBI's taxonomy places the organism in Eukaryota, Metazoa, Chordata, Actinopteri, Cypriniformes, Cobitidae. Gene Ontology annotation, cellular component: plasma membrane. The record is from RefSeq and is a predicted model, not a curated record. Gene Ontology annotation, molecular function: G protein-coupled receptor activity.
GCUGGGCUCCUUUUUCAAAGAGGCAGGCAAACCGCAGCAAUCUUUUCCCUUAAACGGCUGCCUAUCUGCUACAGGGAGCAGCGUGAGAUUUAUAAAAACACAACAACAACAACAGAAUGCGUUGCCGUGAAGAUUUUCUCGUCCGUUUCGUCACUGCCUAAGAUAAACUUUUAUCUUACAUUUUUGUGAAGAAUCAUGUUCGACUGGAACUCGACUGAAGUGAUGAACGGUUCGAUGGGAAACUCCAGCAUGGAGGACACAGAGGAAGAGGAGCAUCCUUUCCUGACGGACGCUUGGCUCGUGCCCCUCUUCUUUUCACUCAUCAUGCUGGUGGGGCUGAUCGGAAACUCGCUGGUCAUUUAUGUCAUCUCCAAGCAUAGACAAAUGAGGACCGCCACUAACUUUUACAUUGCUAAUCUUGCUGCGACUGACAUCAUUUUCCUGCUAUGCUGCGUGCCGUUCACUGCCACGCUCUACCCUCUGCCCGGUUGGAUAUUUGGGGACUUCAUGUGCAAAUUUGUUGCUUUUCUCCAACAGGUGACUGUACAGGCAACAUGCAUCACUCUGACUGCGAUGAGUGGAGACCGUUGCUAUGUGACUGUGUACCCUCUGAAAUCCCUGCACCAUCGGACCCCACGCGUCGCUAUGAUUGUAAGCGUCUGUAUCUGGAUUGGUUCCUUCAUUCUUUCCAUACCGAUCUUCCUAUACCAGAGGCUUGAGGAUGGUUAUUGGUAUGGACCAAGAAAAUACUGCAUGGAGAGAUUUCCAUCAAAGGCCCAUGAGAAGGCUUUUAUCUUGUAUCAGUUUAUAGCUGUGUAUCUACUCCCGGUGCUUACCAUCUCCUUCUGUUAUUCCUUCAUGUUGAAGAGAGUGGGACAGGCCUCUGUUGAACCUGUGGAUAACAACCAUCAGGUCCACCUGCUUUCAGAGCGAACCAUCUCCAUUCGGAGUAAGAUUUCCAAAAUGGUGGUGGUCAUUGUGGUCCUCUUCACCAUCUGCUGGGGUCCCAUUCAGAUCUUUGUCCUCUUCCAGUCUUUCUAUCCAAACUUCAAGGCGAACUACGCAACAUAUAAGAUCAAGACGUGGGCCAACUGCAUGUCCUACGCCAACUCCUCUAUCAACCCUAUCGUCUACGGUUUCAUGGGGGCAAGCUUCCGCAAAUCUUUCCGGAAGACCUUCCCGUUCCUCUUUAGACACAAAGUGAGGGACAGCAGUGUCGCCUCUCGCACGGCCAAUGCCGAAAUUAAGUUUGUGGCAACCGAGGAAAGCAACACCGAACGGAAAUGAAUUCGAAAAAGUUUUCUACGCAACUUAGGCGAGAACUCGUCCGCCUUGUUGUUGCUGGCACAGGCUUCCCCUGCGCUGAUGAGAUUACAGGAGUAAUAUUCACUGUUCAAUGAGUUGUGAAAAAAAUUCCUAAUGUGAUGCGAGAGAGAACGUUUAGAGAGAAAGCUUGCUCUGAACUGUGAAGUACAAACGUACGCGUAAAUUAAAAUAUUGUACGGUUGGAGUGUAAUGGUAUCUUUUAAUAGGCUUUUUUAAAACCAUUUUAACCCACAGGUCCAACUCUUACCGAACUACAAAAGCUUGCAUUUCCAAGAAUCACAGAUUUUUUUUGGACGGUGAGUUGGGUGAUUCAGAUUCAAACCCGGGGACGUGUGUAGGUGCUUGCCUGAGAGGAUGUUGACUAAAUCAGUCAUGGCAACUGUUGACUCAUCCAUUGUGUAUGACAUAUACACGAAACCUCCCUGUGCAUACUUCCUUACGAAACGACCACUCCGGGCUUUCAAUGCUCGUAUUUAUAUUAUCUAAACAUUGUACAUGGAUCAUCCUAAAGAGGCGUACUCAGAAGAUAUACUGUAGUUCUCACAAAGCACACAAGACAGAUGAUAUGCUCUUCAAAGCACACAAUGACAUAUUACACCACACCUCUCCUGCCAGCAAGACUGCUGUUAUUCUCAUAGGAUAGUCAAUGAUGAGGAUUAGUAGACAUGUCUAAACGGUGCAGAGGGUGAGGGAGGGCAUUUCAUUGAUGUUAUUGUCACAUUUGUAGAUUUGUGGUGUCUAUAUCGAGCAUUAUAAUGUAUUCAGUGUGCUGAAUCUUAAAUGAACCGCAUCCUCCUAGGAUUUCUAAAUGUGUCCAUCAUUCAGAUGUAAUAAUUGGUGUGUCUUUUAUGCACAAACCGGCAAUACAAUACUUUUAAAGAUAAAUAUACUUACUCUGUAAAGCGAAAGGUAAUUCAAAGGGGACUGUUUGAAUUACCUUUGCUGGCUUGCAUUACCGCAAACCUUACUUAAUUCUUUUUGUCUUAAGCGAAAAUGGAUGUCGGCUCAUUUGCAUUUGUGAAAUAUUUUGACAAGCAGAGCUAAGUAGCUAAAAGCUUUCCUAGAAGUACUGCCAGUUAAACUUUGACAUUAAUAAAUUAUUUAGCAUCCCUCAAGCAUGUUUUGUAAAUGCUUUAAUGAAUACGUUUCGGGAUUUAUUAUUUGUUUCCCUCUUCCCCUCAUUUAUGUUUUAUGCUUUUAUGAGUCUGUUGUUUCAUCUCUUUGGUUGGUUGGUCAGUUAGUUGUUUGCUUAUAUUACCAGUAUUGUUGUAAUAUUAAUAAAUUAAAAAGAGACUACAAGGAUUUCAUUAUUGUUAUCUGUACAAUUUCCUGUCUGUUAUGACUCUUUAAUUAGAAACUGUAUUUAGCAAUGCGUUUGUCAACAAAUAUAUUAUCGGUCUCAUCAGAGGUUUCAAAUGGAUCAUCAUUAUUAUUUCCAAAGUGAAUGUGGAUUAAAAAGAAAUAAAUUUUCUAAACCUAUUAACAAUUCUUCGACUUGCUCCAAUGACAUCAAACAGAUAUUUGAUAUUCACUGCAUUAUGCAUCUUUAAUUAUCAUGCAGACUGUUUUGCUCAGAGAAACAGCGAGGCGAAAUCAAGCAGUUGGACUGAUGGACUAAUAGCAUGGAAAUAACCCCACGAUGCCACCUACACAGACACCCAAUUAUCUUGAGCGCUAAAAAAGGGGGCAAGAAGAACGCAAUCAGACUUGCUAUUUCAAAGCAUUAAAGCAACAUAUAUCCACAAGUAAGCCUAAGGUCAGUAAAUGGAAGUUCGGCGUUUCAUUCGUUUUGAAGUCAAUUACAUGAUUCAACAGGGAUAACUGUAACGAUUUAUUCAUGAAAUCUUUAAUCUUAACCUUUGAAAUGUUGUUUCAUAUCAUCACUCAACCAUCAAUUAGAUGUAUCUUAAUCAGAAUUUUAAUGCAUCUAAAUGUUACUUGGUUAAAAUGCACUAUAAUUAUAAGAAAAUAGGCUGAAG